This is a messenger RNA of Nerophis lumbriciformis (worm pipefish), 1221 nucleotides long. NCBI's taxonomy places the organism in Eukaryota, Metazoa, Chordata, Actinopteri, Syngnathiformes, Syngnathidae. The record is from RefSeq and is a predicted model, not a curated record.
AUGUCCCGUCAUGAAGGCGUGAGCUGCGACGCGUGUUUGAAAGGCAACUUCCGAGGCCGGCGCUACAAAUGUUUAAUCUGCUACGACUACGACCUGUGCGCGUCGUGCUACGAGAGCGGCGCCACCACCACCAGACACACUAGGGAGCACCCCAUGCAGUGUAUAUUGACUCGCGUCGACUUUGACUUGUAUUACGGCGGCGAAGCGUUCUCGGUGGAGCAGCCACAGGCCUUCACGUGUCCGUACUGUGGCAGAAUGGGCUACACCGAGAUGUCCCUGCAGGAGCACGUAGCGGCGGAACACACGGAGACCUCUACCGAAGUGAUCUGCCCCAUAUGUGCAGCGCUGCCCGGCGGAGACCCCAAUCAUGUGACGGAAGACUUUGCUGCUCACCUCACACUUGAACACAGGGCCCCCAGAGACUUGGACGAGUCCAGCGGCGUGCGGCACGUAAGGAGGAUGUUCCACCCCGGGCGCGGACUGGGGGGCCCCCGCGCCCGUAGGUCCAACAUGCACUUUACCAGCAACACCACCGGGGGGCUCUCCACCGGUCAGAACUCCUCUCAAAGCUCUAACUACAGCCGGGAAGCCAUGGACCCCAUCGCAGAGCUUUUAUCGCAGCUUUCGGGCGUGCGGCGUUCGGCGGGCGGCCAGCUGAGCUCGGGGCCGUCGGCGUCGCAGCUUCAGCAGCUCCAGAUGCAGCUGCAGCUGGAACGACAGCAGGCGCAGGCGGCGCGUCAGCAGCUGGAGACGGCGCGCAACGCCACGCGGGGCGGCCGCGCCAACGCCGUCCUCAACGCCAACUCGGCCGCCAACCACCCCAACUUGAGCGCCAACCACAACGGCAACCCCGGGAAUAACGCCGGCCCCGCGGAGAGCCACGUACAGCACAACGCGCAUAGCUCGCACUUUCUACUCAGCAGGUUGAGCGAAACGCGCGUGUCAGAGGCGGAGCGUCAGGCGUGCGAGGCGCAGCGCGCCGACAGGAGCUUGUUCGUGACGGAGCUCCUCCUCUCCACGCUGCUGGCGGACCACCAGCAGCGCCAAGAGGCGGACGACGACGUGGCCGCCGACCUUCAGCGUCGCCGCCGGCACCGCCGUCCCGGCUCGCGAGACCUGACCGACUUCCGGUCGGUGAUGACGCUGGACGUGGCGCUGGAGAACCUCAACCUCAAAGAGAGCGGCGGCGCCAGGAAAGAGCCCCCAGCCCCGUCCCUUUGA